AUGGCGGAUCGCGGCCGAGGUGGUGGACGUGGCGGCCGAGGUGAAUAUCGUGGGCGCGGUGGAGGUGACCGUGGCGACUUUGGCGGUGGUGGGCGAGGAAGAGGUGAUUAUGGUGGUGGUGGACGAGGAAGAGGUGAUUAUGGUGGCGGAGGCGAUCGAGGGCGAGGAGGCUUUCGUGGUGGUGACAGAGGCGGCUUCCGCGGAGGCGAUAGAGGUGGCUUUCGUGGUGGCCGGGGAGGCUUCGAAGGUCCCCGGGUUUUUGGCAAUGGCACGUUUCCACAGCCCGAUGCAGUGGUCACGAAGCUCGAGGAUGAGAUGGUCAAGAGUAGUCUGUCGACAGCUCUCGCGGGAGCCUCUCUCGACAUCAAGCUUCCCUCACGUCCCGCUUACGGCACAGCCGGAAGACCCAUAGUUCUCUUCACCAACUACUUCGAGCUGAAAGGCAUCAAGCCCAACACAGUCCUGUACCGGUAUGCAGCAACUAUCAGCGACCCGGACCUGCCCAAACCGAAGAAGCGUCGCGUUAUUGAGCUUUUGCUCCAGACCGAACCCUUCGCAAAGCUCAAGAUAGCCAGUGAUGGAGCUCAGAUGCUCAUCUCCACCCAAAAGAUUCCACUCGAGGGCGACCGUCCAGCUUUCUCAAUUGAAUGGUAUCCAAAGGAUGGGGAGCCAAUUCCCAAGGCGACGGCUGAUGAGCCUGACAAGCGAAAAGAACUUCGCAAGAAGUCCACCUACCGCAUCCUGGUCGAAGAGCUCGGUACAGUGUCGUUGAGCGAGUUGCUCAAAGACCUGGCCCAGCCGACAUCUACGUAUCCGCUGAAGCUCGAGACCAUACAAGCACUCAAUGUCAUCAUGGCCCAUGGACCCAGUAGUGAUCCCAACAUUGCCACAGCAGGAGGUAACAAGUUCUAUCCGUUUGGCAGCCAUCCGCAGCUACAAGUUGCAGAUUUGGGAUCCGGCUUACAGGCUCUUCGUGGAUACUUCUCUAGCGUCCGCACCAGUGUCAACCGCAUUCUGGUCAACGUGAAUGUCGCAACCGGUGCCUUUUACAAGGCAGGACCGUUGUUACAAGUAAUACAUGAAGUCUAUGAUGCACAAUCGAGAAACGAUCAUCAGUACAGACGGAUGGCGGCCUUUGUCCGCAAACUCAGAAUCGAAACCAAUUACAUUCACGACACAGACAACAAGGGAAAAGUAAAGAUGGGGAAAAACGGUCCCCUUACCAAGAGAAAGGUUCAUGUCAUUGGAGACAUAUCACCACCCGGCAAAAACGCUGACAACGUGACGUUCUCUGAGGUUGGUAAAGAAGGAAAGGUCACCAAGGUGUCUGUCAAGGACUACUUCUUCAACAAGUACAAGAUCAAGCUCAGCGCGCCCGCAGCUCCCUUGGUCAACUACGGCACCCAGAAGGACCCCAAGUGGAUACCCGCGGAAUUGUGCGUUAUUUUGCCUGGCCAGCUUGCCAAACGAUUGCUACUUGGACCACAGACGAGCGAGAUGAUCAGAUUUGCGGCCCGUCGUCCUCACCAAAAUGCAGAGUCGAUCACCGGCGACGGUCUGCAGGUCACCAAGAUCAACCCGAUGUCGAACGGAUUAAACACCAACCUGGCCCCGUUCGGAAUCAAGGUGGCCCCCAAUAUGCUGACUGUGCCUGGCCGCAUCCUGAACCCGCCAGAUCUUCUCUACAGAGGUCAACAGACGUGCAGACCUAACAAUGGUGCCUGGAAUCUGGACCCUCGUCAACUGGGGCAAAAGCCGUUCCGUGUUGUGGCGAAGACGCUGAGUUCCUGGAACACAUUGGUAAUCAACUGUGGUCAUCGUGCAACCGUUGAUGGAGGUGUCCAAGGAGUCAUGGCCCACUUGAAUGCCUUCAGGAGGACGCUCAUGACAUAUGGUCUGGAACCAGGCCCUGUCCAGCAACCACUCUUCAUUGACGUGGCAAUCAAUGACCUCCAAAACAGGGAAAUUGGAAAAGUAAAAUUCACAAUCUCAGACACCGUGCGGAAGGGCAUCAAGAGCAGGCCUAGCUUCUUCUUUGUCCUGUUGCCCAGCGAUAAUGCGGUGUUGUAUGAUUCCAUCAAGUCUCUCUUCGAUUGCGAUCUUGGUAUACCGAACAUUUGCAGCAUUGGUAGCAAAUUCUCAAAGGAGAAAGGGCAGAUGCAGUAUUUUGCUAAUGUCGCCAUGAAGUUCAACCAGAAGCUCGGCGGUGUUAAUCACACGGUGGAGCUGAAGAAGAUGGCGCCGCUAGACGCGCAGACGAUUCUCUUUGGCAUCGACGUUACUCAUCCCUCUCCCGGCAGCGCAGAGACGGCGCCCAGCAUCGCAGGCGUGGUGGCCUCUGUAGACUCCCUGUUCUCGCAAUACCCCGCCAGCAUGCGCACCCAACAGGGACGACAGGAAAUGGUAGCCGCGCUCGACGAGAUGAUUGUCGAGCGGCUGCAACUCUGGCAGAAGCGAAACCGCGGCCUGCCCAACAAGGUGAUUGUCUACCGCGACGGUGUCUCCGAAAGCCAAUACCGCAUCGUGCUCGAGCAAGAGUACCCAGCCUUUAAAAAGGCAUUUGACAAGCUCUACGGCGCCGAGAAGAACCACCCAAAAAUCUCCAUUGUCAUGGUCGGCAAGCGCCACCACACCCGCUUCUACCCAACCAAGGACGAAGACACCGACGGCCGCACCGGCAACCCCAAACCCGGCACCGUUGUCGACCGCGGCGUAACGGGCGAGAAAAUCUUCGACUUCUUCUUGCUCGCGCACCAGGGCCUCCAGGGUACCUCUAAACCAGCACACUACGUCGUCUUGCGCGACGACAUCAAGCUCGGCGCCGACCAGCUCCAGAGCCUCACACACAGCCUGUGCUAUACGUUUGCACGCGCCACCCGCUCCGUCAGCAUCUGCCCGCCAGCCUACUAUGCAGACUUGCUGUGUGAGCGCGGUCGCUCCUAUCUCCACGGCGUGUUGAAGGGCGAGGGCUCCGUCGCGUUUUCCCAGUCGGAGUGGCAGCGCGAUGUCAAUGCCGCGCUUAUAGAGACGAUGUACUACCUUUAG
This is a messenger RNA of Plenodomus lingam JN3, 3045 nucleotides long. RefSeq lists its product as uncharacterized. Gene Ontology annotation, molecular function: protein binding; RNA endonuclease activity; single-stranded RNA binding. NCBI's taxonomy places the organism in Eukaryota, Fungi, Ascomycota, Dothideomycetes, Pleosporales, Leptosphaeriaceae. The record is from RefSeq and is a predicted model, not a curated record. Gene Ontology annotation, biological process: regulatory ncRNA-mediated post-transcriptional gene silencing.